CGGCGGCGUAUCAAAAACACAAACGGACUCCGGUGACUGCGUCAAUAUUUCACAUCAGUGCUACAGACGUGACGCUGAGGACAACUUUUAAUUAUUAUUUAAUAAAGAGGCUUCGAGGCAGUUCAGGCUCAUUUUUCAGGUCUAUUUUCUUCGUUAACCGGUGGAGGCUGAGUUACCUGAAGGAGGUUUGAUAAUUUCAAGCAGCGACGUGACACCCAGAUCCUGGACAGAUUCUCAGGUGCAGCUCAAACCAGACACACAUGGAUGUCAGCAGGACGAGGCCCAGUGAUGCUGCCCACUUCAGUCUACUCGGCACCAAAUAGUCACAUCAGCCAGCUGAGCAGCCGCCACAACACCCCUGAAGAGGACGAUGAGACCAUGAGCACUGAGCAGCAACAAGCCGUCCACCGUCCAGACUCCACCUCCACCCGUGACGUCCGCCACACUCCUCCAGACCACGUUCUGCACCGCGAUGACUCCGUGUUCAGCAGACAGCGGUCGGACCCAGACGUCCACACCCUCCCCCAAAGCAGCUUCUGCUCGUCGCAGCCCCAUCGCAGCCUGCCGGCCGGGUACGUCCAGCCGACUCCGUUCCCGAGCCACGUGGACGGCAGCUGGCUCCACCCGAGCUUCCCCAGCGGCUCAUCGGAGUACCCCAACAGCCUGCCGUCCUGCCUGAGCCAGAAGGAUUACUCCAGUUACUCGGCAGAGAGCUGCCUGUCCAGAUACAAGUUCCUGUCGCUGCCCAACAGCCACAUGGCCAGCAUGAGCAACCUGGAGCAGCCGAUGUCUCUGCGCUCCAACCCGCCUUCAGCUGAGCUCCGCCACCACACGCUGUCGCCGUACUCGUGUUUACCGCAAGGAGCCGCCUGCUGCGCUCAGUGUCCAGCUGAGGCCUUCAACAGAGGCCCAGUGGCCAACAAACCCCACUGGCCUCAGUACCACCCAGCAUACCCCCCCUACUAUCCAGGUGACUGCAGACUUCCUGGAGCUGAAUACAUGCACAUUGGCCACAACACUCCGCCCAAAGAGAGACACCCUCCCUUCAGCACGCCGCUGUCUCUGGAGCAGAGGAAGGUUUUUGUCACUUACGAGGCGGACAACGACAAACACGUCAAAGAGAUCAUCAACUUUGUGGCUCUGCUGCGACACAAUGGCUUCGACACGCAUAUCGACAUAUUUGAGCAGCAGUUCAGAAGUAUAAGCAAGAUCGACUUCAUGGAGCGAUAUCUCAGUGAGAAAGAGUAUCUGAUCAUCAUCAUCAUCAGUCCUAAGUACUACGAGACAGUGACGGCCUCCCCCGUCGGCCUGGAGAACGACGAGAGGACCUUCAACACAGUUUACAUCCAUAAACAGCUGCAGAAUGAAUUCAUCCAGAAUGGAAGCAAGAAUUUCAGGUUCAUUCCCAUUUUGUUCCCCGGGGCCAGAAAGUGUCACGUCCCGAACUGGCUUCAAAACACACAUGUUUAUGGAUGGCCACGGGAUCGAGAUGACAUUCUGCGGCGGCUGAUGAGGGUGGAGAAGUACAACCCGCCUCCUAUUGGGGAACUACCGACCAUCGUUUCCAUCCCCAUAUAGAAAACUCAGACUGGACUGAAAUUCUGGAACGCUGUCGGUCAUUGUUGAGGUGAACAGGGACACAUGUAUGGAAAACCAAUGCUGUCAUAAUUAGUUUCAUUCUUCUUGGCUUUGACAUUUUAAUAAUAGCGCUUGUUAUUAUUGAAAGGCACAACUGUAAAAGUCGGUCAUUCGGUGGGAACAAAUGUCAGUUUGUCACCUCACCUCUCGGUGCAGAAUUGGAAGGCUAAAGUAGUCCAGAGAUUUUCCUAGUCAGCUAGUUGUCACACAUUUAUGAACUCCAUCAUCUAUCAUCUAAAUAUACACCAUAAAAAGAUCUGAGGGGCUCAGAGAAUGUUACAAGUAAGCUAUCGUUGCUAACAUUGUGCUACAUCACAGACAAAUACAAAACAACAGCUAACAUUGAGACUUAAAAAUAUAAAUAUUCCAAGUGUGCAGAGAAAGCAGGCCGCAGCAACACUGACAAAAGCAGUAAUUGUUGUGAAUGCUUCAGAAAAACCAGCAAGGAGGCUGAACCUUUUAGUAAUGAGCCUAAUCAUAUAGUGACCGCAGUUAUCACAGAAACUAUAGGAGCCUGUCAGUCCGUUGUUGGCUGCACUGGACUCCUGUAAAUAAAAACACAUGGCCGCAUCAUCAGUCGUUCGGUGAACUAUCAAAGAAAUUGUAUGUUGCAUUCAUGUUUCAGGACUGGACUUAACCACCCGACUGAACAGCUUUUCUUGUACAAACCCUAAGUUUGUAUGUGACCCUCUUAGGUUGUCUUUCCCCCCUUUAAAAUGAGCCCACACUCUGCUUAUGUAACUACUGUCUAAUAACUGCAGGGACCAUCUGUGUAAACAACAUCUGUCUGUGGGAUUAAAGUAGAUUUUUUUCCUUCUUAUAACCAUCUGACCAAUCAAAACUUAGUCGAUUCCCCUCAUUGACUAGAGUUUGUUCAACUAUUAGGAGAAAAUCCAGCAAAAUUUCUCUUUUUUCUGAAUGUUCAAUGUUUUAAUGACAGUACUUGAUGAUAGUGUCUUUUUCACACCUGCAGGGUCCAACAUUAACCAACUGAUGCAAUUAUUUGUGUUUUUGCUUUCAAGCUGAUGCUAAAUUAAGUGGAGAUUGUUAAUUUGUCUAUAGCACAUAGAAUAGAUAUAUAAUAAUGACAAUAACAGAUAUAUAAUAAUGUAGGUCCCACUCCAAAAGGUCCCACGAGAAACCAGUGCUUGCAAAAGGUUCCUAGAUACAUACUGAAUAUGCACAAACCGGCUUUGGGGGAAUGGAUACGCUAUCUCAGCUGCAGUCUGAAUGCAGUUAUUUUUUAAUUUAUGAUGCGAAUACGUGACGAUCAGCGUUAAAGACUUAGAAGCAGCUCCUUCAUCGGGGUCUGACUUUUACUUAUAGUUCCGCUGGUUAGCCUCUUUGUGAAUAUUUGUGCUGAAAGAUACCCAGCUAGCUACCAAAUGUCAGAUAUUCAACUUCUUACUUUUUGGAGUACUUUUUGGAGUUUUCUCCAGAAAAAAAAAGAGUAACAAUUAAAUGCCAUUUCAUUGUUUUUGCCUCCCUGUGCGGUCUCUUAAAGUGGACGUGUUUAUAGUUCUAUACAUGGUUCAACACUUUAGUCUGCUAUGCUAAUGGUCAUCCUCUUAUCAAACUCAGAAAAAGUCACGGGGCUUCUGAAAGUCUUUGUGCUUUUUACAGGAUAUAACAACUACUUACAGAUUAAGCUGCAGCACUGUGUCAACCUGCUUAUUCCUGAGGUGUGGCGAACACAAUAACUGAACAUAGCACAAGAUUCCUGGAGAAUUUAGAACUUCCUACGGUGCUUCGGCGUUGGUUAUAGACAGCAUGUACAAAUCAAAGCAUGUCUAAAAUCCUGCAGCAACUACUUCAGUUCCAACUCUUUUACUGAUGAGAUAGAACGGUGUGGAUGACGCAGAAUCUUUACAUCACACCAUCCAACAUGUGGUCACAUGGAUGUGGAAGGCAUUGAUUCACCUUUAGCUAUCUGCUGUCCUCAUGUUGCUUCUAUGUUAUUUAAUCUAGGGUUACAAAGGAUCAUGGGAUAUAGGAGAAGCAAAAGAACAACUCAGAUUGUUCACAAUGGAAGUGUGAAAUGCUGCUUCACCUAUGCCAACCAUAGAUGAAGCCAACCACUCAGCUCACAGUAUUAUAAUAUUGAAAGGUACAAAAAAAUGAGAUGAAUUGUGACCCCAUUGGUUUCCCAUUUUCAUGUGCACGACGUCUUAUUUUACUGGAGUGUGGCUGUGUAGAGAUUGUAAGAUGCUUGGUGAGUCGUUUCACUGGGAUGUACUGUGUGAGAUUCUUUAAAUUCAACAUUUUAAAUUAAUGCACAGAGAAGUACCAGCACUGAUGUACCAUAGAGGCUUAGCUUGUCACACUGAUCUGCAUUAUGCUGAAUGUUUACUGGUGCUACUCCAAGUUUAUUCAUUUUACAGCCUGACAAGUUUUUUGAAAAUGAGUCAAAUGAUUGUACAAUCUAAACACGUAUCCUCAUAAAAGUAAAUGAGAUUUUUCUAAUUUUACCGGGAGUCACGUGCACAUCUUCUAAAUAUAUAACUGAUAUGAUGAAUGGCCUGAUGAUGUAUUUACAGAGUGGGACAGCAGAGCUUUUAAUUAUGAUACGUAAACAUGGACAGGUUCGGUACACAGUCUUAUUACAGGUGCCUGUUCACUGCAAACAGCUGCCCAGCUGGAUGCAGUUACUGAGCAACAAGAACAGAAAUGUCCUGAUUUAAUUUGAUGUUUUGUAUGGUUUUGUUGUCACAUGUACAUUGAUCAGCUUUAGGUCUGUGGCUGGUCAGUUUUACACACCUCUGUAGGCAGCACUGGAAUCACACAUUUUCUUCUGGUAUUAAAUUAUGUCAAAACUAAA
Amphiprion ocellaris (clown anemonefish) is the source of this 4456-nucleotide messenger RNA. RefSeq names its product TRAF3 interacting protein 2-like (gene traf3ip2l). The transcript has 10 exons. Bases 265 to 1578 code for a protein of 437 amino acids. Lineage: Eukaryota; Metazoa; Chordata; Actinopteri; Pomacentridae. The record is from RefSeq and is a predicted model, not a curated record. Gene Ontology annotation, biological process: positive regulation of canonical NF-kappaB signal transduction; humoral immune response.